AUUCCACGAACAGAGGGAGCCCUUGCAGAGUUAAUCCUGCCGAUCCUAAGUCACACUUUAACUCAUUCUCUCUGGACCAAGGAUUAAAAGCUGCCGGCCUAAGGGUCAGGGCUCUCAAGACCCCAAAGUGAGGAGAAGCUGCAGGGGAAGGGAGGGACAGAACCAGACCACGGAGGAGGAGGGGCCCAGGCUGCAGCCCCGCAGAGCCUCUGCCUCUGCCACAGACACAGCUGCCUGCAGAGGACACAGGACAGGCGAGCCGUCCACAGCCCCAAGACAACGUACUCACCCGACCACCCAGCCCAGCCAGCCCCAUGGCCUUCAACGACCUCCUGAAGCAGGUGGGGGCCGUUGGCCGCUUCCAGCAGAUCCAAGUCGCCCUGGUGAUCCUGCCGCUGCUCCUGAUGGCCUCCCACAACACCCUGCAGAACUUCACAGCUGCCAUCCCUGCCCACCACUGCCGCCUGCCCCCCAAUGCCAGCCUUGGCCUGGAUGGGCAGCUGGGGACCCUGCUGCCCCAGGACUCACAGGGGCAGCCUGAAUCCUGCCUGCGCUUUGCCACCCCAUCGCAGGGAGCAGCCCUCACCAAUGACACCACAGCCAACCUCACGGAACCCACAGAGCCCUGCAUGGAUGGCUGGGUCUACGACGACAGCAUCUUCCCAUCCACCAUCGUGACAGAGUGGGACCUUGUGUGCUCACACCGGGCACUCCGCCAGCUGGCCCAGUCCCUCUACAUGGUCGGGGUUUUGCUGGGCGCCAUGUCCUUCGGGCACCUGGCAGACAGGCUGGGCCGCCGGAAGGUACUGAUCCUGAACUACCUGCAGACGGCUGUGUCGGGGACCUGUGCUGCCUACGCCCCCAACUUCUCCCUCUACUGCACCUUCCGGCUGCUCUCGGGCAUGUCCCUGGCUAGCAUCGCCAUCAACUCCAUGACGAUAAAUGUAGAGUGGAUGCCAAUUCACACUCGUGCCUGCGUGGGCACCCUGAUGGGCUACACCUACAGCCUGGGCCAGUUCCUGCUGGCUGGCCUGGCCUACGCUGUGCCACACUGGCGCCACCUGCAGCUCCUGGUCUCUGCGCCCUUCUAUGCCUUCUUCCUAUACUCCUGGUUCUUCGUGGAGUCUGCUCGCUGGCUGUCCUCCCGUGGGAGGCUGGAUCUCACACUGAGCACACUUCAGAGAGUGGCUCGAAUUAAUGGGAAGCAGGCAGAGGGAGCCAAGCUGAGCGUGGAGGUGCUCCGGACCAGUCUGCAGAAGGAACUGACCCUGGGCAAAGGCCAGGCCUCCGCCAUGGACCUGCUGCGCUGCCCUGCCCUCCGCCGCCUCUUCCUCUGCCUCUCCAUGCUGUGGUUUGCUACCAGCUUUGCCUACUAUGGACUGGUCAUGGACUUGCAGGGCUUCGGGGUCAGCAUCUACCUGAUCCAGGUGAUCUUCGGGGCCGUAGACCUGCCUGCCAAGCUUGUGUGCUUCCUGGUCAUCAAUUCCCUGGGCCGCCGGCCAGCGCAGUCAGCCUCCCUGCUACUGGCGGGCAUCUGCAUCCUGAUGAAUGCGGUGAUACCCCGGGACCAGACAGUUGUCCGUACCUCCCUUGCCGUGCUGGGAAAAGGGUGUUUGGCCUCUGCCUUCAACUGCAUCUUCCUGUAUACAGGGGAGCUGUACCCUACCAUCAUCCGGCAGACAGGCUUGGGCAUGGGCAGCACCUUGGCCCGGGUUGGGAGCAUCGUGAGCCCCCUGGUGAGCAUGACUGCCGAGCUCUACCCCACGGCACCUCUCUUCAUCUUCGGCGCUGUACCUGUGGCCGCCAGCGCUGCCACAGCCCUGUUGCCUGAGACACGGGGCCGGCCACUGCCCGACACUGUGCAGGACCUGGAGAGCAGGCGGGCAGGGAGCCUGAGGCAGCCACAGCAGGAGCAGCAGAAGCAGAUGGUACCACUCCAGGGCACCGCACAGGAGAAAAACAGUCUUUGAAGACCCUGGGCCCAGGCCUCGUACUGGAAGGGCAAUGCACACAGGGUUUUUGGCCCGGGAAUGCUGCCCAAGACUGCACCAUCACAGGCUGGUGUGCGUGUCUUGAGUGGAAUCAGCCCUCCAAGGCCACCAACUUCAGCUGUGAGUCACAGAGUGUGGCCCCCUCUUCUACCCCUCCCUGCUUUACCCUCCUAUCCCCAACAGUUCACCCAACACUCUGCAAAACUCUCUCUUGGCUGGAGUGGUGUGUAUGCCUGCAGCCCCAGUGCUCCGGGAGGCUGAGGCAGGAGGACUGCAGGUUCCAAGCCCAACCUCUGCAACUUAGAAAGAACUUGUCUCAAAAUAAAAAAUAAAAGGGAACUCA
This is a messenger RNA of Octodon degus (degu), 2334 nucleotides long. It is a transcript of the gene Slc22a6, whose product is annotated as solute carrier family 22 member 6. The transcript is spliced from 10 exons. The record is from RefSeq and is a predicted model, not a curated record. Gene Ontology annotation, cellular component: membrane. Gene Ontology annotation, biological process: transmembrane transport. Bases 315 to 1970 code for a protein of 551 amino acids. Lineage: Eukaryota; Metazoa; Chordata; Mammalia; Rodentia; Octodontidae.